This is a messenger RNA of Saccharomyces cerevisiae S288C, 3453 nucleotides long. RefSeq names its product cohesin subunit IRR1 (gene IRR1). The transcript has a single exon. NCBI's taxonomy places the organism in Eukaryota, Fungi, Ascomycota, Saccharomycetes, Saccharomycetales, Saccharomycetaceae. The coding region runs from base 1 to 3453 and encodes 1150 amino acids. Gene Ontology annotation, biological process: sister chromatid cohesion. Gene Ontology annotation, cellular component: chromosome; chromosome, centromeric region; nucleus. The record is from RefSeq and is marked reviewed.
AUGACUGCUGUGCGUCGCUCAACUAGAAUAAGGACUAAAUCUCAAGUUAUUGAGGAAGAUUACGAUGACGAGCAAAACACCAGCGCACAACACGUAGAAUCUGAUAAGAUCACUGCCAAAACGCAACAUGAAGAAGAAGAAGAGCAAGAUACUGGUGAAAGUGAAGAAAGUAGUAGUGAGGAUGACUAUGAAGACCAGGAUGAUGAUGACUACGUAGAUACCGCUACGGCAAAGAGAAAGUCUAGAAAGAGAAAGCCCAAAUCAGCAUCAAAUACCAGUAGUAAAAGGCAGAAGAAAAAACCUACUUCUGCCCAGAAGUCGGCGGUAUCUCAUGCGCCUGCUUAUCACCGCUCUAAAAAAGAUCAGGAUCAAUACUUAGAAAUUGCGAAGGAUUUCCAACCUACAGAAUUGUUUGAUAUAUUAUCCACUUCAGAAGAUGUUUCUAUUGAAGAACUAUUGCGAGAAUGGUUAGAAACCUAUUCUGAAAAUAGAGAUAAAUUUUUACAAGAAUUUAUCAAUUUGCUAUUGAAUUGUUGUGGCUCCGUCGCUCGCGUCGAAGACCACGACGUUCACAGCAAUGAAUCUUCUAACGAAACGAUUGGUGAAAUUCAGUUGCUAUUUCAAAGACAGAAACUGCACGAAUUUUACCUCUUGAUUAGCAAGGAAAACAAAAAGAGAAAAAACUUUAAAAUGGGUCCCCUUUAUCAAAAUUUCGCGGAAUUCAUGACUAAAUUGUUGGAAGUGGCAAAUGACUUACAAUUACUAUACGUGGAAUCGGACGAAGAUGAUACCCAAAUAGUUACUGGUAAUCUUGUGUUGGAUUUGUUGACUUGGCUGUCUUCUUUUUCAGUUUGCAAAAUCAGAUGCUUCAGAUACAUUUCUACGCUAACGCUAUAUCUUUUCCAGGACUAUUUGACCCAACAGGCUGUUAAUUUAGAAAAGAAUUAUUUGGCGAAGUUAUCCAAGCAGUUAUCACUAGAAGAGAAGAAAAAAAGGCCCAAUAACAAGACUUUAGAAAAGCUAGAGAGCACUAUCGCCGAAACUCAAGGCAGCAAAGUCGUUAUUGAUAGCAUUAUCGAUAACAUCGUCAAACUAUGUUUUGUGCAUAGGUAUAAGGACGUGUCUGAUUUGAUUCGUUCAGAAUCCAUGUUGCAUCUAUCCAUCUGGAUUAAAAACUAUCCCGAAUAUUUCCUCAAGGUUACAUUUUUAAAAUAUUUUGGCUGGCUGCUGAGCGAUAACUCUGUAUCAGUCAGAUUACAAGUUACGAAGAUUUUACCGCAUUUAAUAAUCCAAAAUCAUAACAGUAAAUCCACUGAUAAUUCCGCUAUACGCCAAGUAUUUGAACGCUUCAAAACUAAGAUCCUGGAAGUGGCAAUCCGUGACGUUAAUCUUGAUGUAAGGAUCCAUAGUAUCCAAGUUCUAACGGAGGCGUCAUCAUUGGGCUAUUUAGAUGAUUCUGAGAUUCUUAUCAUUUCUAGUUUAAUGUUCGAUGAAGAGUUCGACCCAUUUAAAACAUCCUCAUUCAAUAAAAGAUCCAAAUUUCUAUCCACGGUGGCCAAAUUCUUAGCAAGAGUAAUAAAAGAGAAAUUUGACGAAUUCAUCAAGACGCAUGAAGACUUGCCCAAAGAAGUCGACGGGUUAGAAGUUGGACCCGUUGUUCAAGUCGGUAUAUUUAUCAAGAUUCUGAAUGACUCUUUAAUUUAUCACUUGAAGGAUUGCGCUGAAGUUGAUUCAAGGACAAAGAUCCGUAUGCUAACACAAGCAGCAGAGUUUUUGUCUCCUUACAUUUCCACUCACUUGAAAACUAUUUGCAAUCUGCUGAUCUCUGACACUGAAUCAAAUGAACUGAUCCAAAAGUUACAAAACUCGGCCAAUAAUAACAGCGAUGACGAGGAUGUUGACGAUGAGGAAUUGGACAUCACUCCAUUGUUUCCCAUUGACAGAAAUAGCACUAUUUUAUAUCUGAACGUAUUCCACGGUCUGUGUGCAGGUGCCAACAACCCCAAAAUCCAAACUAAGGACAGCGUUAAGGAAAUAGUUUUGCCUUUAUUCUACGAUUUGUUGAAUGCCGCAUCCAUCGAAUCUGCUGAUAUUCUGUGUCCUCUCCUAGAGAGCUUUAUCACAUUUUCUCUGGAUGAUUGGAUAUCUAUUGGAUAUGAAACUGAAUUAAAAAAAAUUACCGACAAAACUAUUAAAGCAUUUAUGGAUUCUACAAUCGGGAAUUCAAAAGUUGACAUGAAGUACGAUAUAUUUGCUAAAUUCAUUCACCAUAUCCAUCAUUUUGAAAAAAAGGAACUGCAGGAAAAAUUUUUAAACCAGAUAGCUACAUUGAAAAUUCAUUUAAAAAAAUUUCUACAGGAAAAAAUGGAUCCAAAUAAUUCUAGGGACGACUACAAAGAUUUAACUUGUUCUUUGUACGAGCUCUACAUCAAUAAACUGACAAUUCUUGGCAGGGAUUACCCAAUCGAGGUUGAUGAAGAGUUGUUGCAACUGUUUUUGAACAAUUUUGUUUCCCGUAUCCCUAUAAUGUUUCAAGAUUUUGAUGAUAGUACCGCUCAAGAAAUAAACUUUAAAAUGCUAGUGUUAUUAGCCACAUGGAAUCUGGAAAAAUGGAGAGAAAUAAUAGAGAAAGUAAGGGAUUACGAGAAUUCUAUUUCAAAAGAUCUUAGAUCAGUUUGGAAACCAAUUGCCGCUAUAAUAGGUCGUCUAAACACACUCGUUAUUUCAUUGGCGGCUACAAACGAAACAUUUGAAAACAUAAACAGCUUGUUUUACUUAAAAUGGUCAGCUUGCACUUCAUUAAUGGAUAUAAUCGUUGCAAUAAAAAUAUUUGAGCUCAAAUUGCCUGCAGACGCUACAACAUGGAGAUAUAGUAUGAGUGAACAAUUUCCAUUUUACCUUCACGAUAAUGCUUCCAAAGUGCUUUUGAAAAUAUUUUUAUAUUUGGAGAGUCUUUUCGCUAAGCAAGUUGACGUCCAAUUAGAAAGGGUAGCAGAUGAAGACGCCAACCUAAAUGAUUUGCCGGAAACCGGGUUUUUCGAGAAUAUUGAAACUGAAUUCCUUUUAUUCACAGUUAAAUUGAAGGGACUAAUGAAACUGAAUAUUUUAGAUGAACGAUUUGCUUCCCGUGUGGCACUAAACAAAGAAAAGCUUGGCCCGCUGUUCAAAAAAAUCGUAGAUGAUACCAUAAUGGAAAAUCCAGAACCUAAUAAAAAGAACAUACAGAAAGCAAAAUCAAAUCAAACACAGAGGGAAAAAGCGCCUUUACAACCCAACAGUGAACGAGAAACCGACCAUGCAAAUACUGAAAAUAAUGAUCCAGAUAUUCCCAUGACAAUCGAUCUAGAACCUAUUGAAGAAAGUUCGCAAAAUAAUUCAGAGUUAGCACCAAUUGAGGAACACCCAACCGUGGUAGAUGCUAUAGACAACAGCGACGAAAUCACACAAGAUUAA